Dunckerocampus dactyliophorus (ringed pipefish) is the source of this 1429-nucleotide messenger RNA. RefSeq names its product histamine receptor H2b (gene hrh2b). The transcript has 3 exons. Gene Ontology annotation, cellular component: membrane. The record is from RefSeq and is a predicted model, not a curated record. Gene Ontology annotation, biological process: adenylate cyclase-activating adrenergic receptor signaling pathway. The coding region runs from base 311 to 1384 and encodes 357 amino acids. Gene Ontology annotation, molecular function: G protein-coupled receptor activity. NCBI's taxonomy places the organism in Eukaryota, Metazoa, Chordata, Actinopteri, Syngnathiformes, Syngnathidae.
ACAGGGUUGGGGUGAGAGAGAGAGACGGCGAGCGAGAGAGAGCACAUAAACAGCAUCUGCUUGGCAGUAGACUUUAUUUACGACCUGGGAAGACGUUAGCAGAACAAUAUGAGGGCCUCGUUGACCUCAGAGCGUCACAGCAGAGAAAAGGAAAAACAUGCAAAUGUCUGGGAAGUUCUUUUCACUCUGUGACCUAUGAACUUGAUGACUUUCAUACACUCUCAUGAAAAAAUGAACAGGUUGUGGAGCUAAGUGGCUAAGAAAGGCUUUUCAACCACGAGAUAACCCAAAGCUUCUUCAGUGACUCGUCAUGAUUUCCACAGCUCUCCACUGGUUAGUUCUGGUGUCUUUUAUCACCCUGACCAUCGGUGGGAACGUGCUGGUAUGUUUGGCCGUGGGCCUCAGCCGUCGACUGUGGCGCAUUGCUAACUGCUUUGUGGUGUCGCUGGCGGUGACAGAUCUGUUGAUGGGCCUGCUGGUGCUACCCUUCUCCGCCACCCUGGAGCUCCGUGGCGGGAAGUGGCCCCUGGGAGGAACCAUGUGUAACAUCUAUGUCUCCUUGGAUGUCAUGCUGUGCGCUGCCUCCAUCCUGAGCCUGCUGGCGAUCAGCGUGGACCGAUACCUUGCCAUCUCAGCGCCCCUCAGCUACAUGUCGAGAAUCACCGCCACAAGGGUGACGGUGGCCAUUGCGGCCAUCUGGGCCUCGUCACUGGCUGUGUCCUUUGUGCCCAUCCACCUGGGCUGGAACACGGUGGACUACAGAGUGCAGCACUUGGACUGGCACGUUGGGGACGAGGAUAAGGAGGGACGCUACUGCCAGUUUGAAUGGAAUAACAACUACAUUGUUUUUUAUGUCUUGUGCUCAUUUUAUCUGCCGAUGCUGAUUAUUUGUGGGAUGUACCUUUGCAUAUUCAGAGUGGCACGCCAACAGGUGCAGCAAAUACGUGCCACCACGCCUUCCUUCGCCCGCACGGCGUCGACUGCAGCCAUCGCCACAGAGCACAAAGCUACCAUCACGCUCGCCGCCGUGCUGGGCGCCUUUGUCAUCUGCUGGUUCCCUUACUUCACCUUCUUCACCUGCACGGGCAUCAAAGAGCAGAUGAACCCCCCGACGACACUUCACUCUGUGCUGCUGUGGCUGGGCUACUUUAACUCUCUCCUGAACCCCAUCCUGUACCCCGCCUUGAACAGGGACUUUCGCAAGGCCUAUGCAGAGCUGCUUCUCUGCAGGAGGCCGUCACGCAGAAAACUGCGAGUGUACAAACGAUCGAGCCGCUCUAACAAGCAAAGGCUUCCCCAAGUGUCCGAGGAGCAUAAAGAGACUGAGAUGAAGAAUCUAAAUAUGCAAUAUAACCAAAAUGGUAUUUCUCAUGAGUCACGGUGAAAGGGACUGACCGGUGUCGCUUUUUUGCAGCUUCCCCCACUUGCC